AUGAAUUUCUCUCAUGCAGCUCAUAUGUCUCAUGAAAAUAUGGAUCAUGGGAGUAUGAGCCACGCUGGUAUGGAUCAUGCAAAUAUGGACCAUGCAAAUAUGAAUCAUGCUGGUAUGGAUCACAUGGCUAGCGGUCAUCAGCACAGCUCAGCAGCUGCUACGGGUGGUUGCAGUAAUAUGGGAAUGCAUGGUAUGUCGAUGGCUUUUCAUGGCGGCUACUGCGAGACUGUACUAUUUGAAUCUUGGAAAAUAUCGUCGAUCGGUAGUCUCAUCGGUUCCAUGAUUGGUAUAAUAAUUAUGGCUACCCUUUACGAGGGUUUAAAGUAUUACCGGGAAUAUCUUUUCUGGAAGACAUAUAGUUCCUUACAAUAUAGAAGCGUUACGAUGCCUCAAGAGAAGAAUGUUGUCGCUGAAGAUAAUAGAGUUGUCCAGUGA
Vespula pensylvanica (western yellowjacket) is the source of this 435-nucleotide messenger RNA. It is a transcript of the gene Ctr1A, whose product is annotated as high affinity copper uptake protein 1-like. Gene Ontology annotation, molecular function: copper ion transmembrane transporter activity. Gene Ontology annotation, biological process: copper ion transmembrane transport. The transcript has 2 exons. Bases 1 to 435 code for a protein of 144 amino acids. Gene Ontology annotation, cellular component: membrane. Lineage: Eukaryota; Metazoa; Arthropoda; Insecta; Hymenoptera; Vespidae. The record is from RefSeq and is a predicted model, not a curated record.